AGGUUUAUAAAAAGAGCCGCUGCAAAAUAGGUCAGAUGCGUAAAAAAACAGAUUUAGCCCAAUAAUUCACUAAGACAUCAACAUGGUUUAUUGGACAGACGCUGAGCGCCAUAACAUCACUGAUCUGUGGAGAAGAGUCGACCCUGACAAGCUCGGACCACAGGCCGUGGCCAGACUCCUGAUUGUGCACCCAUGGAACCAAAGGUACUUCGCUACUUUUGUCAAUUUAGUCGAUGCCGCAACCAUCAAAGAAAGCCCCAAAGUGGCUUCCCAUGGAAAGGUGGUCCUUCGUGGUCUAGACAUAGCUGUGAAGAAUUUAGAUAGCAUUAAGGCCACCUACGCUAAGCUGGGUGAGCUUCACUCUGAUAUAUUGAACAUGGAUCCCAGCAACUUCACACUUCUUUCUGAUUGUAUCACCAUAACUCUUGCCGCAAAAUUCGGACCCUGGGUUUUCACCCCUGAAGUUCACAGCGCUUGGCAGAAGUUCAUGGAUGUGGUUGUGGCUGCUCUGAGCAAGCAGUACAACUAAACAAGCAGCAGAAUAUAUGUGUAAAGUCUGUUACUCUGGGAUCAGAACAUGAAAUAAAACAUAAACGAUA
Molecule: messenger RNA, 599 nt
Organism: Silurus meridionalis
Lineage: Eukaryota; Metazoa; Chordata; Actinopteri; Siluriformes; Siluridae
Product: hemoglobin subunit beta-like
Exons: 3
Coding region: 83-529 (148 amino acids)
Biological process (GO): oxygen transport; hydrogen peroxide catabolic process
Cellular component (GO): haptoglobin-hemoglobin complex; hemoglobin complex; blood microparticle
Molecular function (GO): organic acid binding; haptoglobin binding; peroxidase activity
Source: RefSeq, a predicted model, not a curated record